AACAGUCCAUUAACGAGGACGUCUAAAAGAGUAUUGUGAGUUGUGGCGCGUGUGCUUAUAUAGAAUUUUUGUGUUGAGCUUAUAUUAAAAUUAUUUCUGGUUCUAAACACGAAUUAACAUAAGAUUAUUUUUAUGUUGUUUAUCUUUUCAAUUGUAUGGUGCGUUUUCGGGGCACAUUUUUAAAUUUCAUACCUACUUAUUAUUAUUAUUCACAUUUUUAUAAAAUAAAAAUGAAAUUUUCCGUCGAAAAACGUAAAACAUUCUGAUAUUAAAAUGACUGGAAAAAAUCCCUGGGAUACAAAGGUGAGUAAUCGAAACUAUUGUAAAAUAUAUAUUUGAAAACAUCCGAUUAUUUGUAUAAAUUCCUAAGUAUCAUCAAUAACAUACAACAGUCUAAAACAGUUUUGUUUGCAUUGCAAGAGCUUUUAGUUUUAAUGCUGUCUAUCGAGUACUUUUAUCAAUGUCAUAAGAAAUGACAUUUAUAUAGAUAGUUAUUUACUAUACCUACGUAAAGACUCUUUUAUAUACUAUAUUAUAGAACCUAUAUUAAUUUAGUUUAAAGGUUAGAUUUAUUGGUUCAUUUAUUUUGCGUACAUAGUUCCUAUGAUUGCUAUAUUUAACAUAUUUUAGUUUAAUAAUUAAUUUUAAAUAGGUGUAAUAAUAAUUAUUAUACAACGUAGUGCCUAAAAUACAUCUGAUUUCAAGGGACACACUUUUUAAUUCAAUUGUUUUCUUUAACAGAUUCCCAUACCAAAAAAACCUGUGGGGGUUGUAACACCCACAAUUUUGGAACGAAUGCAGUUUAGCUCCCAAGCGAUAUUUUGAAAUUUAUUUUUCUAAAAUAUGCAUUUAAAUUUAUUAUGUUUAGCAAUUAGCGUCCAAGACUGCGAAUUUUCAAUUACUGCCAAUAAAAUAGCUCCUUGCCGUUUUCGCUCAAAUAUCUCAUAAAUAUCGAAAAAAUAUUAGUUAGUUUUAAUUUCAUAAAAAACUUCUUUAUGUUAUUACACAUACAUAAUAAAUGUAAAAAUGUAAUGUGAACAAUUUUGGAGACAAAAUAUCUUUGUUGUUUUAUAGAUUGAGUAAAUGAAUACAUGAUGUAUAGCUAUAAAUACAGCUUAUUAUGAAUAUUACUGGAAAAUGAUACUAAUACAGUGAUACAGUGAUAAAAUAAAUAAAUACAAAUUUUUUUUAUUCACCGCAAACGACCACCAUCGCAAACAGGUGGUAACAACGCGUACAAUAUAUAGGUACGAGUACAUUGUUGAAUUGUUGAAAAAAAAAUAGGUUUCGAGUAAAAACUGUACUAAUAUUUUUGCGUAUUACUCAAGCUGUUAUCAAUCGAUCAACUUGAAAUUUACAAAGUAUUAUCUACUUAAUAUACUGAUCAAACAGAGUAAAUUUCAAACAAUCUGUCCAUUUGUUUAGGCCACAAAGAAGUCGGACCAACUGUCGUAAAAUUGCACAGGUUAAAUAGGAGUUGGCCGUCACGUGUAUUCUACGUUUGACGCACGAGCUCUUUUUUUUUUUACUUUGCUUUGCGCCGUGACCUCGCCGCUGAAUACUUUAAAAAAAAUUACUUGAAAAUAAUAAUAAUAAAAUUAAUAAAUAUCAUUAAUCUAGUGAGGUAAUUUCUAUAUAGUUGGGUCUGAAUGCGUGAUGUUACAAUUUAAAUUAUAUAUAUAUUUGUAUUUUUAACGCAGAUGAUUAAAUUAAAUUAUAACCUACAAAAAAAAAAAAACACAUAUAUCUUACAUUAGACACUCGGUUAUUAUGAUUUCCAGUUAAUACAUUUAAGUACUUAGUUAUUUCAUAUUUUUGGUGAUUGUUAACGUCAUUCAAUAUUUAGAUUCUACGUGUAUUUAGGUAUACAAUAGAUAUAGAUGUAGUUAUAUCAGGUACAUAUACAGGGGGUUAGGGAUUUUAACCUCUUCCAACAAAAUUUUAAAAAGCAUCGUAUAUGUUUUAUAAUUUAAAAUAGGUAUACAAUUAUUUUGUAUUUAAAUUGUUUACUCGUAAACCUCCCUCCCCCCUGAAUUUUUUCUAUGUACGUGUCUAAGUUGAAUAGAUUAUAAUUUAUAAUAAUUCAGGUAGCAACACUUAUAACAACAAAUUUAUUUAUUACAAAUAGAUAAUAAUGAUUAUAUGUAAUAAGUACUUGAUGACAAUAAAAAUAGUUUUAAAAUGACCAAUACAUUAAUAUAUAUUAAUAGGUAUAUUAUAUACAUGAAACUCUCAUGAAUAGGUAUAUCAAAUAUCUGAAGUGUAUUAUAGAGUAUCCGAAUAGAUAUAAUUAUUUUGAAUCGUCUGAUUCUAUGGAUGUUUAUCGAGAAGAUUUAAUAAACAAUUAGGUACACGGUAUUUAAUGAACCGUGACCAAAAUAAUAUCUCAGAAUAUAUAUUUUUUUCGGGUAGUCGAAUUAAAUGGAAAGCCGGAUAGGUACUUACUUAAUUUAAUCAAUGGUGAUAAAUGAUAAUCACUAAUCAUGAUUUAUCUAUCCAGUUGUGAACAGAAUUAUAAUAAUAAUUGAUCGAUCAUUAAUCGUAAUAUUACAAUAUACAGUCAAAUUUGAGAUAACUGCUCGUAAUCGGUUUUUAAUCACAGUGGCGAAUUUAAGAGGUUGGGGGUUACAAAAGGUCUGGACUUUCCUCAAGACACCGAUUUUAAUUUCAAUAAAGUGUUAUUUAAAAUAUAGGUGCCUAUCUAAUAAUAGAUAGGUACCUUUAAAGUCCAUACUAUUUUUCGAGACCUUUCUCAAAAAAAUAUUUAAAAUUCACCAUUGUUUGGACAUAUGGUUCAAUAGAAUUCAACGACCGAUUCACUAAAAUAGUAUUACAACUAUGGCCUGAGACUUAUUUCACUUAAAAUCCACAAACAUAAAAAACACUUAAAAACGUUAAAAAAUUACUUAAAAAAUAUUAUAACCAUUGUUAAAUUGUUAAAAAAUAUGUUCUAAUACCAGAAAAAUGAUAAACACGAAAUAAUUAUUAUUUUAAUAAAAUAAUACGUCUUAUCAUUUUAAUAGUGUUAGAAAAUUGUAUUUUAAUAAGUUAGUCAUUAAUUAGGGGACAUUUAAGCCACUUUAACAAUUUUGUAAUUUUAAAUAUUUUAGUGCUUUUCUCUGGAGUUUUUUUUUACGGUUUUAGGUAUUUGUUUUUGUAGAUUUUAAAUGCAAGGAGUCUCGAUUCCUAGUCAUAAAGAAUGAAUUUAUGAUAAUUGUUAUUGUUGUUUUAAGAAAAUAGUAAACAAUAUUAUAAAUUAUAAUUUAAACCUAAUUGUUGAAUUAUUAUUAUUUUAAAUGUUUUAAAAUUUAAAACGUAGAUGUUUUUAACGUAUUUAUUGAAAAAACUUUAAAAUGUUACAUCUCUAAACUACAAUUUAGGUCACUGGUUUCCAAAUAGUUUUCAUCGGGAUCGGUUUUAAAACUUAUCCAAAACUGGCUCCCUUUAAGGCUCUAGAUUGACUACGGAUGCCCGUAAAAAUGUAUUCCCAUGUCUAAUUAAAAUUAAAAUUAAAUCUAAAGGUGUCCACGUAAAACGUUUUUUUUUUGUUAAAAAAAAUGCAAUAACUUAUUUUAAAUCAAAAUUUAAAAAUCGUAUAUGGUUGUAUUCUGGUGAUCCUGAAAUUAACAUAUGAAACACAAUCGGGCAUAUAGUCCUCCUACUAGCCCUACAGGCUUGUACAGGUUGAUCUGUCCAUAAAAUUUGUGAUGAUGCGCUCAUACAUUUCGCUGUCCAGUUCUCCCAUUACUCCUCGGAUUUCUUGUUUGAGUUGGGUGAGAUCACGGGGAUUAUUCUCGUACACUUUUGACUUAACAUAAAUCUAUAAAAAAAUUCGCUGCUAGGGGUUAGGUCACAAGACCAUAGUGGCUACCUUUAGUCCCUACGCAAUGAGAUAAGUUUGACCGGAAAGCAAAACGCGCAAUCUUUUCAUUGUUACGAACGCCUUCAAAACACACUCAAAAAUAAUAUCAAACGAAAUCACACGAAAAUUCAGGUUUUUAAGAUAAGAAAGCUUUCGAGUACAGUGAUAUCAACCCAAAAAUAAAGAAAUGGCGCACUUUUUAAAAAAAAAAUUCUUUCGUGAACAUUCUAUGUAUAAUUAGAGGCUAUCAGUCGUUAAUAGCCCUUUCCAGCAAAUGGCACAAUUCGACAUUUUUCUAUUUUAAACAGUAUUGUUAGUAUUGUUACCUUGUGUACAUUAAAUAUAAUUAUAUACAUAAUAUAAUAAUAUUCUACUUUUUUGGUCAUAUUUUAUUUAUAAUUACAACGGUUACGUUAGAAUAAUGUAUAAUAUUUCAAUAACACCUGUAUCUGCAGUAGCAGCAGCUGUAAUUCCGUUGAUUUAUUAAAUUUUCGAAACUAUAUCUUAUAGGUACUAUUGGUAAUUCAUUAAAUUCCUACAUUAUUAAUUUUUUUGACUUUUAUAUUAUAAUAUAUUCAAUAAAUAUCCGUGGCACUGGUGUUCUAAUUUCAUGUUUCUAUAAAAUAUAUAAUAAUAAUAUAAUUUUACAUUUUCAUUUUGCGACAAAAAUACAAAACACAUAUUUAUAAUUUUACAUGGCAGAAAAAAAAAUUGUUUAAGCCAGGUAAAACAGUUUCGGCUGUAAAUUAUAUAUUUUACUGCCUUUGUUCGUACAGACGAAAUUGAGAGCUGACAUUUAAAUAACAUAAUUUUCAUUGAAGAAAUAAGUAGGUACCUAUAAAAUAUUAUGAUAAUAUAAUAAGUAUACAUUUGUAUUUUAUAUGUAAGUAUAUUAUAUACAAUUUCACGCGUCGAUUCUAUCAUCGUAUAUAUUUUGUAUUAAUCGUUUUGUCUGCAAUCCUCGUGAAAGCAAAGGAGAAACUAAGGUGAGCAUGUUGUAUACGGUGUACCUACUAACAUAAAUAUAAUGUAUUAUAAUUAUUAUAGAUAUCCGCCAACUGUUCACGUUUACGCAGACGAGUGGCGUUUAAUGGAAGACCAACCAAUUAUAAUAAUAACGUAUAAAUAGUGUCUUAUUUACUGAAAUAAAGAAAUAUUGGUUAAGUCACAAUCUGAUUCUGAUCUAGUCUAUAUAAUAUUUAUAACAGCGAAGAACCCAGAAAAAAUUGUUUGGGAAGGGAAGGGGGGUUAAGCCCCGCGUUCACCAAUGAUCUUUAUUAUAUAAAUAUAUGAUUUGAGAAUUCUCUAUAAAAAAUGUUCCACUGAGUAUCUUUUAAAUACCAUACUGAUAUUUGUAUACAUUUUUUUGUAUUAGGUACCUACUUAGUUAUACUUUCCAGAAAUAUUAGAAAAAUGAGAGCAUGGACAAAAAUAUCUCAGGCCCCUAUAUUUUUGGAGCCAAGUGCACCGUCGGCACUCAUAUUAAUCUGUGUAAAUAUUAUAACUAAAAAUAUUUGAAAUAUUAUACGCUAUAAUAUGACCUAACAAAUUUUAAAAUAAACUAUAGUAUGCCAUAAAAACAUGAAAAAUGUAUUAAUUUUUUAAAUACAAUCGAUAAAAAGUCAUACAUUUUGACUGUUUGAUGGAUCAAUACGCCGAGCUACUUAAAAAUAGAUUAUAGUAUGAAUCGAAAAUGUAGGUAUUUUUCUUAUGGAUUUAAAUAAAUGACAGAUUAUUUCUAUUAUUUAUGAAAAAUACAAAAUAAAUCAUCAUAUUAUGCAAAUUAUCAAAAAUGUGCACCAAAAAUUGAAAAAAAACACUAAAUACCUAUCUAAAAUACUUUAAAUAUGAAAAAAACAGCAAUGUAAAAUUUCAUAUUUGGAGUUUUUGAUGAAUAAACCAAAUAUAAAGCUCACUCUGCUAUUUUUAUCUGUAGCCAAUAAUAAUUAGUAAAUGCUAUAAAAUCCGAGACCUGAUUAUAAUAUUACCUAUACUAGUAUUAAUAAUUAUUAUAAUCGUUUAUAAUAGUAUUAAAAAAUAUAAUUGGAUGAAUAAUUAUUCAUCCCGGGUGGCCGGGUAUUACUUUUCAACCUACCCUUGUAAAUUUAAAUGUAAUUUAUACAGUACCAUAUACAUGUAUAAUACAUAUAUAUUUAUAAUUUGGUUUUAAACAAAUUAACUGAUGAUAUUUAAGAAUGUUAUGUACCUAUAUACUUAUUAUCAUUAAUACAUUUUGUCUCAAUAUCUUAUAAUAUUAAUAAAAUAAUGUGUCAUAAUAUGAUAAUUCAUUACUGUAUCUGAGCGCAUCGUAGCUGCUAGGCCGCACCAUUCAAGUAUAUACUUGUGUAUACUUAUAUAUAAAAAGCUGGUCAAUGAUUUCCAUUCAAUAAUGAUAUACUGAGUUGACCACUGUCUUAUAAUAAAACCGAAUAAUAAUAAAAUAUACAUCAGAAGAAAAAUCACAAUCAAAUGACUGCGUGUGUAACAUGUUAUUUGAAUAUACUGGUAAAAAAAAUCAAGAAUCGCCGCCCCAAAUUGUGCUCUAUAGUUUCCACCUAUGUAUGUGUAUACGUCUGUGAGUAUGACGCACACGGGGUAACGGAUUCACUAUACUUAAAAACCAAUAUGAUAUUGACCACAUGUUGACCGCACUUUUUACCGAUACGCAAUAUAAUAACGAUAAAUUAAUAUAAUACGUACACAUUUGUAAUUUAUUUUUAUUUGGCAGGAAGAAUCAUAAUACAUAUUAUAAAUUACGCCUGAAAUUUAGCAACAUAUAUAGACUUGACUACCUGAGUAGUUAAUAUAUUAGGUAUAUAGUGGCGUAUACAAAUAUGUUCGAAUUUUCAAUUGAAUGUGAUAUAGUAAUUAAUAAUCAUUUGCAAAUCUUAGAAUCGUUUUAUGUUCAAGAUGUUCCAAAUUUUAUGUCACCACCAAAUUUUCCAGGAAAUAUUUAUUUUUAAAAAGUGAUUUAUUUAAAAAAACUUUUUGGAAUAAUAUAUUCUAAAAUGUUAUAUUGUCCUUAUUAAGUUUUAAAUCGAAAAUCAAAAGUAGAUAGCCAAUAGCCGAUUCGCCCCCAAAAAUAAGAGUGACAAAAAAAGGACAAUGUAACAUUUUGUAAUAUAAUAUAAUUAUAGAGAAAGUUUUUAAAUAAAUAAUUUAUAAAAAAAAAUAAAUAACCCAUUAAAAAUUAUGCUGUAGCAUAAAAUUUAAAAGACUGAACACCAAACCCGCGACCAAGGAAAUUAUUAUUGCGCCCAAUUAAAAAAAGCCAAUUUUAUUCAAUAACUUUAGUUUACCAUCUGUGAAUAAUUCAGUUGAAAUUUACAUAUAUAUAGGUAUAUAUAUAUAUACAUUUCAAGAUAAAUUUACUAAAUAAAUACUCAUAGUAGUUCUAUGUAUCUAAACCAAUGGGAAGGCAAUUAUAUCACUGUAUAAUUAACAAUUAUAGGGCAAUAGUGCCCUAACUGAAUACGGACACUAUAGUGUUCCACCUCAAAUAGGGUUCAGGAAUACGCACCGAUAAUGACCGCAAGUUGACCACUGCAGUUUAACCGUAGGUUAGGUUAGGUAUACAUACGCACACGAUAGACCGUCCGACGACAAUCGCCCGUUAUUUCCGGAAGGACAACUAUGGCUUGCCGUCGUCUGAUUUAGUCGAGACAUGACUCGUUGAGUAGUUUUUUUUUGUUUUUUCAUUUCUAUGUCGCGCGCUAAGUGCCGGUCACCAUUAUCAUAUAUACGUUUCCGAAUCACAAACAUUUGCCGUGCGUACCGUAUAUGAUGUACAGCGCGAUCGCUUUAUUAUCAACAGGUCAACGUCGUCGAUUAUUUUUUUCUCGAAAAAUAACAUUUCGAUCCGUCUAAACCUCGUAGAUAAUACAAUCUCACCAAUCAUACAUUAUUGGACAUGCAAUAUUACUUUUAAACGGAAACGCACAAGAAGUCAAAAAAUUUAAUUAUAUUGAUUACCGGGCGCCCGGAAGGAGUAAUUCAGGGGCGACAAAUGACGGAUAUAUCAUAUCGAUAUAAUAUAUAUAAAUUAGGUCAAAGAUGGUGGAAAAUUACGUCAAUAAUAUCAAUUCGGGAAAUAUAAAAAAAAAAGAUUUUUUCUGUUUACUUAAAUUGUUGUCUUUGACCGAUCAAUGUCAUCGUUUCUCAUGAUUGGUGGUAAAAAGUGAUGCAUAACAUUAUCAAGGUAUUAUAGGCGCUCAUUGAGGGGUCAAGAAGUAGUGACGUCAUUACGAAGAGGAUCUGGCUUUUUUUUUUAUAGUAGUUAUCCCUAUAAAGUAUACAAAUUGUUGAAACUAAAUUUGGGGUGUUAAAUAUAAGUAUAAAUAUGAAAAUGUUUGAUUAAAAUUUGAAUCAAAAUUAUGACUAAUAUCAUAAUUAAAAGCUGAAAAUUCGAAAAUCCAUGUAUCACUUAAAUGUAUAAUAUAAAGUAGUAGGGAUUAAAAAAAAAUGUAACAUAUUUUUUAUAAACUGUACCAGUAUAGAAUUUUUUUUGUUAAAAAUUUUAUAUUCUCUCAAAAUGCAUCGUUCGUCCGACAAUAAUAUUGUUAAAAAAUUACGAUCACCGUGUAUACGGUACGUAGAUACUACUAUAUAUAAUAAUAUCUACUGCACUCAAACGGGUAAAACGCAACUAGGUCAACCGCUUGUGCCCAUACAGUAAUUCUGUACGUUAAACGCGUGCAUUAGGCAGUUACGGAUUAUUGCAUCAGAGAUGAGCGUCGUCGGUCUCUAAACACUAAAACCGUACGCGGAAUUAUGUAUAUACAUACAUAGAUACUCGUAUUUUAAAAGCGUGUAAACAUCAGUAAAACCGUUCCGUAGGUUUGUUUAAACGCCUAUACAUAUUCCCAUUUCAAAAUGAAUUCAUAAUUACCGCCACCUAACUAGCUAUGCAAUGCCACGAAUUCGUGCGACAUAACAAAAAUUAGGGUUAGGAAAAUGAUACACUAAGCACCUACAGCAAAAAAUACAUUAACAAAUUAUCAAUAAUGCUACACAGUACAUACAUGUAUAAACAAAUUUUUCUUUUUAAAUUUUGAAAAUGAUACUAGAAAAUGUACUUAUUCUUGAAAAUCGUAAAACAAAUGAAAAAUAAAAUAACUUCCUCAUUGCAUCAAUUAGUUAUAAUUUUCUUUUAGAAAAAUUGUUACACUUCGGAGCAGAAUUUCUGAUAGAAAUUGUUCACACAGUAUAAAAAAUAAAAAUAAGUAAACAUCAUUGUAUCAUUGUAAAACUAAUACAUUCUAUUUGCUUCACUCGGAAUCUAAAAUGCAAAUAAUACAAAUUCCAAACCCUAAUAAUAAUACACAUGGCGGAAAUUGGUUGUCGCGUCGAUGACACGAAACGAUUUACUUGAUAUUUUCGUGUGAUAACCGUGGUGAGAACUGCGUGCUAUUAUAAUAGGUAGGUACCUAGUAGGUAUGACGUAUAUUAUGCGAUCCGAAUUGACACGUUAUUUUAUUCCCGAAAUCGAGUAUAAGUAUACCUAGCUAGCAUACGCAUGGUAUUAGAGAAAACGUUAACAAUACUUUCAGAAAAAAAAUACAUCCGUUUUUUUUUUCACGACGAGUAACGAACGGAAACUAGGAAUAAACAAAUAAAAUAGAAUUUCCGUUUCAUAAGAUUAAAAUCGCACGUUAGCCACCCUUUAGAGGCUAAAUUUUGAAAUAAACUGAAGCAUUAUAAUGUAUUACGUUCUCAGAGAAAUUCUUUAAAUAAUAACGAAAACCUAAUCAAAAUUUGAUUUAGUUGUGAAUGAAAAAUAAACAAACAAAUAACAAACACUUUUUCGUUUUUAUAUAUUUCGUGCAGGUUUUGAGAUUUGUGUUGAACACCAACAACUUAUUGUAUAUAUAGACGAAAUUAUUGUGUGUACAAAAGUAAAAUCCGGUAUAUUUAUGAAAUUGUAAUGUGCAAAUAUAUUUAUUCUUUCAUUUUACAUGUUGUUAAACGACUUUCUUUUUAUAUUAUUUUGCAAUACACACGGAUACGAGACAAAUUAUAUUUAUUAUUUUUUCUGAAACUUUUCAGAUGUCGCACUUUCAAAUUAAUAAAAUAAUUACACGAAUAACGUUUAGCAUUCAUCACGAUGAGAAUUUUGUCAGUUUACAAGAAAAAGUUUUCAAAUUCGCGUUUGUUUACCUGAUAAAUUCUCACGCAAUAGGCUAGGUAUAAUAGCUGCACGUGAAUAUUAUGACAAUGGGUAUUAAUUUUGAAACAAAAAAAUAAUAAUUUAAUUUCACCGAAAAAUGAAAAAUUCGCGUGAAACAAUCGGAAUGCAGGGCGUGUAUCCGAUUUUUCCCUAGGUAGUUACCAAUUUACGCGGCGUGUUUAAAAAUCUAAACAACUAAACAUAAAUACUCAUAUAAUAACAAUUAGGUAUAACACUUUCAAACAAUUGCAAUUAUUUUAUUAAACAACAAUCAAACGUGAUUGUUUCAUUAUUCCCAGCCAAGUGUCCGUGUAAUAUAUCUAGUUAAUUGAACACAAUUAUUGUAAUUUAGUAUAGUAACAUUUUAUUUUUUUUUUUCAGAUUCUAAUAGUAAAGCGGAGAAGCUAUAAGUUUUACUAAAAUGUUUUUUUUUUCGAUCAGUUAAAAUACUGUGCACAUUUUCUGUUCAAUAAAAUUUUAUAUGAAAAUAAUUUUCUGGUUCCCAACAGUUGACAAAAAAAAAAAAAACUAACUUUGAAACUUCGAUAUAUUAGUUUUUGUUUUAUUAAUUUCUAGAUUAUUUCUGAGCUACAAGGAAGGGGGAACACGGUUAAUACUACAAAAGCUUACCAGUUUGCAGAGUUUCGUCCACAAUCGUUUUUCAUUCGUAAUGAUAUAUCGUUGCAUACAGUAUAUUAUAUAUAUUAAAUCAUCGUAUAAAAAUCCUAGUAUCCUACCUAUUUUAAACUUCUCUACAAGCAGUACAAACAAAGUUGCUUACCCGUGCUGUGAAGUAUAUUCGGCAUUUUUUUAGUUGUGAUAUAUUAUGUCGUAUCACUCAAUUAUUGACUUGUCAGUAUCAUAUAUAACAGAAUACUCGCAACAAACUUGCUAGUUUAGGUAGAUAGAUAUACCUACCUACUAUUCACACAUUUAUGCGUGGUUCGAAUAUUUUUCUGUUUUCACACUCGUCAGCACUCCGCGCUAUUAUAACAUAUUAAUAAUAUCACGUACAACUUCGUGAGAAGACGAUGUUAGUUAAUCUCACGGAUAGAUACACAUGUAAACCGUGCUACAAAUUAUACAAGUUAUAACGAUAUAAAACUGCCUACUUCAGGGUACAAAGCGCGAUCUAGUGUUUUCACUCGUAAUUGGAUCGUCUCGUUAUAACACAGAUUCAUUAAAUUUAGGGAAAACUUUAAUAACAGCCAACACGUGAAAUUUAUAUUUUUGAAUUUCUUAUAUAUCCAUAUUACUAUCUUCAUAUGAUUAUUAUUUUGUAACUAUCGAUUCGAAUUUUUAUAAUAGGUAUUAGAAAUUGGUUUAAUUUAACAAAACUAUAAAACAAAAAAUGGGUUUAAUGAUAGGUACCUAGGUAUAAAAACCCUAUGUCCAAUUAAAUACGAUAAAUAAUGUCCUACAACGUGUGUAAUAUUACCUACUAUGGCACGUAGUCGUUAAAAACAUUUUAAACCAUAUAUUACCUAUACCUACCUAAUGCCCAUGCCCAUUCAGCUAUAAACAUGUAUGAAUGUAUGAUUAAUUAUGAAAUACCUAUAUAACAUGUUAAAACGUAAUUAAUGACAAACUCAAUUGCAUAAGGUAAAACUUCAAGAAUAAAAAUUCGAGCACGGGUCCAAUCGAUAAGCAGGCACCGAGUCUAAUUGUCUUCCAACUGAGAAACAAGUGUUGAAAAAACUAAAUCAUCACACUAAAUAUAAAUAUUAAUGUCAAAAUGCAUGUAUCAAGUUACUAAUAUUAUCAAAUUAAAAGACGAUAUAAUACCUUAUUAAUCUAUAAUCGUUUAUUAUAUCUAGUUUCAUUCAGUAUUUUAAUUUGUUAAACAAAUUUUAAACAUUGAAUUUAGUAAAUUUGUAUUAAAAUAUGAAUUUUUAAAUCUCUCUUUAAUAUCUCUUCGAGAAAAUCUCGUUUUAAAAUUAAAUAAUUUAUCUCGACAAUAAUGCGAUUUGAAUCGAAUGUGUAAUAUUUAAGUAAUCUUCUUUUAAAAUUUAAGUAUUAAAAAUUUAAAAAAUCUUCUUGAAACUAUUAAAUUUGAAAUACAUAAAUCAAUAAUAAUAUAAUUAAGUUUUUGUUAAUUAAUAAAUUGAAACUAUAAUAUUGAUAUAUUACAUUCAAUAAAGAAUUAUACAAUUAUAAUGAAAUAUUGAAUCUAGACAUGUUCUGGAGUCUAAAGAUCGCCUUAUAAACUUAUUAUAAUUAGGUGUUUUAUUUUUGAAACUUAGCGAAAAAAGAAAUUUAUUGAGACUCGUAAAUGUAAAUUAAUGUAUUAUAUAUUUGUGUCAGCAACAUUUAACAGGUUUAUUUUUUUUUAAUUCAAUUAUUUUUCUAUUAUUUAUGUAAAUAAAUAGUAAUAUAGGUAAUUAAAAUAUACAAUGCAUGAUUACCUUUAUAUUCUAUUUAGUAUUUAUACUAUUACAACAAUAAUAUUCAGUACUUGCGAUUUUAGUUUACAAUUAUUAAUUAUUAUAAUUAUUCUUCUUCGUAAAAGCCGGAAAAGGGAGAAGAAUUAUUACAAUAAUAAGUUUUGAAUAAUUAUAUUACAUUAAUUAUUGAUGCACUUUUAUAAGUGUUAUCAUAAUUUAUAUUAUUGUUUAUAGGUAAUAUUUUGUGUUACAUUGUAUUAUUAUUAUUUUUUUUUAAACUGCAUUUACGAUAUUAAAAAAUAAUAAUAAUAAUAUUUUCAAUAAUAAAAUUUAAACAUUAAAAUGAUUUAUGUUAAUUGAAUAAAUAUAAAUUUUAUUCUCAUUCUUUAAAUUACCGAUUUAUUUCAAAAUAGGUAUUUAUUAUUAUUAACCUAAAUAUGUUUAGAAAAAUUUUAAAGAAAAUGUAUUAUAUAGGGGUAUGACUAUAUUGUUUAUAAUAUACCUCCAUAAUUAUUUUAAACAGGUUUUGUUCGUUUUUUUUUCCAAUGUUAUCUAAUUGUUGUAUACUGUGACUAAAUAAUAUGUAAUUUAAUGGGAAUUCUUAACGGUUUAGAAUCAGUCAAUAAACUCUAAUACCUACUUUUUUCUAUUCUUAGAAAAAGUACCUAAAGUGGUAUUAAAUUUAAAAAUACCUGACUAAUUUAUACUCAAACGUAAUUAAAAUUACGUUAGGUAUGUUUUUAAUAUGCGUUAAAUUAUAAAAAAUAUCACGCUUUAAAAAUAAAAAUAAAAUUUAAUUUUUUAUUUGUUUAUACAGACAAUAAAGUCAUUUAUUCUGUUAUAGCUAGUAGUUCAUUGAUUUUUUUUACUUAUAUCGUAUUAAUAUUUUUUAAGCAUUUUGAUUUAAAGGAAAUAAAGGGAUAGUCGUUUUAUACAAAUUGUAUAAAUUAUUCAAAAAUGUAAAAAAACGCUUUUCAUCCGGCAUCCUACAGUGAUAGUGCAAUAUUUAUGUACCGUGCAAUUCAAACAAAAUAUUAGUAUUAAUUUUAUUAAAUAUAGUUAUUAAUUUUAUUUAUGUUUCUCAUGUGGGUUUAAUACUCAAAUUUUAAAAAAACGUAUAGUAUAUUUUAAUAUCACAGUAAAUAUAUAGGUAUGUAUGGAUAUUUAUUUAUAUUGUUGUACACACAUAAAUAUUUUGAAAAAGACAAUAUAUUAUCAGAAUAUCAGUGGAUUUAUGAAACGACUAACGUGUCGGCAAUCGGCAUUGACCGUGAUUUUAAGUUCUACUAUCCAGUUCAACGAUUUUGACCUUCAAUUAUAUAUAUACUAACAAGGUACCUAUCAUCACGAGUCGAUUGGAUUUAUAUCAGCAGCGUAAAUAAUAAAAAAUACUGCCUAAAAGAGGCGAACCAAGGGACGGGAGAGCCAACCGACCCAUAGUUUUUUAUCAUUACUAUAUAACCCCUAUUUUGAAAAUAUUACUAAAAUAUUUUUUGAACAUACUGUUAUUAUUAUCAGUGAUGGUGAAAUGUUUUAAAUUAAAUAAUCACAUUAUAAAUUUUUGGUAUAUAAUAUAGUAUAUAUACAAUAUUAUAUUAUUUUAUUGUUUUGACGAUACUUACAUAUAAUAAUACGAGUAAUAUCAAGUAGCAUAUUAUACAAAUUUAACUAAAACUGGUUUAUAGGAUUGUUUAAAUAAAGUGGGUUACCCAUCAAUUAACCAAACAAUUUGUUAAAAUUCUAAAUAUUAAUAUUGUAAGUUAGUUAUCUAUGUUAGUACCAAAAUAUGAAAUAAAAUAGGUACCUAAAUUUUGAGUAAAAAAAUUGAUUUUGGAUUUAAUAGUUAAUUUCCUCCACAGGUGGCCUUUCUUGAGUUGACUAUUUAAUUCGACCAAUACUACCUAUCCCGCUCAGAAUCUGUUUUUAUUUUUAAUGAUUUAUCAUUGUCUUCAGUAUAUAAAUUAAAAAAUAUAAUUAUCUUUUAUCGUGUACCUUUCAAACUUCUCACCUAUUCAGUGCCUACUCAUGGCGGCGAUAGUGCGAAGAACGUCCGGUUUUUUAUUUUUUAAUUUACAAGUCAUUGUAAAAAGUAUUAUACAUUUUAGAUUUAAAUAGUUUAGUAUUAAUUCACGCUUGUAUUUUUAAAUUUGUUCACAAAACUUACACAUUUUUUAUUUUUAUAGGUUUCAGUUGUAAGCGGGGCGACCAGUUCCUACGCCUCAACAACUGAUAGCGAACUCAAAUUCACUAGAAAAUUCAGUCAAAGAUAUCGAUGGAGGUGUUGCAUUAUCGAAACGAUAUUGGUGUUUUUGUUAAUAUUCUCCCUAUCAUUAUACGCAGGCUGUGAGUAUAUGAUUAUAUAGUACGUUUUAAUUACAAUUCAUAAUACUUUAUACCUAUUACCUAGUACCGACCUUACUAAUGGCAGUGGCCGUUUUAUUUUGGUAAUUUUUGUUUAAUUAGUAUUUAUUUCCUUAUACAAUAUAAUAGUAUCUAUAAGCUAUAAGAGUAAUCCCUAUAAAAUACCAAAUAAAAGAGACGGGGUAUUAUAGUGUACUCUAAAAAAAAAUAACUUGGGUAUUUCAAAAAUAUUUUGUGAAUGUCCAACGAUUUUAUAUUUUUAACGUUUAGUGCUCGUCGCUCGACUUAGAGGAAGUAGUUUACAACAUUACAAUGGUUUUAUAAUUUUUACUAUAUCUGGAAAUGCCUAAUAUAAGUUUUAGUGGAAAUUCAAGGUCUUUACGAUUAUUUUUCACGGAAUUACAAAAAAUGAAAACAAAUCGAAUUUAAUAAAAACCGUUAUUUUGAAAAUUUUCAAUUUCCUGACGGUUUUUCAAGAGUUUUAUUUUCUCCCUUAAUUAAGAAAACUACAAAAAAAAAAAUCAAAAUAUUACCAUUAAAUGCUCUAAAUAAUAUGAAUUGUCUAUUAGAAACCAUCUCUAAUAUUGAGAAUAAUUUCUAGUAGAAAAGUUGUUAACAGAUAAAAAAAAAGCUACCCUAGGAUAAUGGGGAUGGGUACAGCCACUGUUAUAGAUAAUUUAAUGUGUAUCUAUAAGUGACGAUAAACCAUUGCUAACAAAAAAACGAUUCAAAGCGGAGUUCGGUGAUAGUAUUGCUUUGUUAACAAUAUAUUAUAAUAUGUGAUAUAUGGUAAAAUAAUUGUAUAAUUAUAGUAUUUUUUUUUUAAUAUUGUAACUAUUUCCCCAUAUUUUUCUUUACUUUUCCCAUUUAUUAAGAAAACUCCUGAGAAAUCAAAAAAUGAUCUCCUUAAAGUAAAUUAAUUUAGGUUAGGCUUAUUUGAUCCACUCAGAAUCUAAAAAUGAAGUAAGAGAAAUGUGAGGGUGCAAAGCCCUCCUACUUCAUAAAUUUGAUUAAUUUAAAUAAUUGCGAGGAGCGCUAAUUUUUGUUUAAGUUUUAUAGUCUCUCUUCUUUUUUUUCCAAUUCAAUCACUGCGUACGGUAAUAUAAUAUACUAGACAUUUUUCAAUACCAUAUAUUUUGACUAAAAAAUAUCAAGUUAUUUCAUUUUUUUAUUAUUAUUAUAGGUAACCUACCUAUAUAGAUUUUAUUUUUCAAAUUAAUUGUGGUAAUUAAAUGCCGUUAUUUGAUAAACAGGUCAGCAAUAAUCGAUAAAUCACAGUACAAAUAAGUUUAUGUCGUUUAUUGAUAUUUAGAAUUCUACAGUUGAUCGAUUUCUUAAAGCGAUACGCGUAGAUUAAAUCCUAUAUAGGUAAUAAUCCACUAUGUAUAUUAUUAUUAUAUUAUAUACCUGCAAUUAAAUUAUUGAUAUAAAUGUUAGCACGUGGUGUACAAUGUACAUUGGUUAUUUCGAUAAGUUUUUAGAGACGUUAACACACACUUUGUGGUUUUUAAUUUAUUUUUGAACGAAAUGAAAUAGUAUAACAUAAUAUUGCGUCAUAGAUUUCGUACGGUCUAGUGUCUAUAGCGUCUAAGUGUGCAACAAUAUUCAUGAUAAUAAUAUUGUUAUGAAAUAAUAAAAUUUAUAGUUUCUUUAAUAUAUUUAUACAUUAUUAGAAUUUGUUAGGUUACAUUAUUUAUUUAAAUGUAAUAUUAAUAUAAUAUUAUAUCUAAUAUUGUUAAACUUGUUAAAAAUAUAUUUGUUAAACAAAAUAGAUUAAUAUUUAUGAUUAUUUAACUAUAUGAACACUAUAUUCCGGGUCGCAUUUAGGAUUUAUCAAAGAUGUCCUGUGCAAACAAAUGCCACCCACCCCCCUUAAGUUUUAUAUAGAUAUUAAUCUUUUUUUGUUUUUUCGUUUAAUAAACGAUAUUUACAUACAGUUGGCAGAUAAAUAAGAUAAAUUUGGAAGCACGUUUUUAAAAAUUUAAAUAAUAAAAACCUAUAAUUUUAUAGUACCAAUACACCAAUCGUACAGUUUGCAUCGUUCAAGUACAACAAUUAAAAAUAAUGUAGGAUGUACGAUAAUAAAACUUCUAUUGUACGUUAAAAUAUGAUAAUCAGGACGGAUUCCAGGACAAUGCACAUAAAUCUGCCAUCCGGUGCAAUAGCACCUAUUGCUUCCCUCUAAAUAUGACCUUGAUGAUGUCAAUCUUUUAGAUUCUGGGCGUCACGAGGAAUGUAUUGCUAGAAAAUUUUGUCUAGUUGGUACGAAGUUAGUUCAUACAUUAAAGAGAAAUUUUUCUUAUUACUUGGGAAAAUCCGGAAGGACGCGGGAAAAUUUACAUAAUUUCGGUUUCUGUAAUUUAAAUUUAUUUUUGUUAUUUUUUUUUUAUUUGGUUAGAAACGAUUGUAGAGCGCCCUGAAAUAUUGUUGAGAUCAUUUCACCUAUAAGGAAAUUAUAAUGAUAUUGUUAAAACUUGUUUUUUAUUUUCAUCAAAAUAUAAAAAUGUUAUUAUUAUACUAUAUCUAUCCAGAACAAUAGUGUCUGUUUCAAAUAGAAAAUACUUAUAGUAGUAGAAUAAAAGUUAAAUAACCGUUCAAGUUUUAAGUUUUUUAUAUAUAUGGAUCACAAAGGCUAAACUUCGUCUUUUUUCAGAUAACAUAUAAAUUUUCCUCAAAAUCGAUAAUCUUAAUCAAUGUCUUGAACUACAAUCCGAACUCAAUAUUGUUACAAAUUGGGUACCUGAUAUUGACCUUAAUACAAAUAAAUGUCAUAUUAUGACUUUCUAGAGAGCGAUCUCCUAUUCACCACAACUAUAUUUUAAUGGUACCACUUUUGACCAUGUUUUUCUCUAGAAAGAUCUUAGUAUACAUUAUAUUCUAUCUUUAAACUUUGAACAUCUUAUAAAUAUAACCGUAGGUAAAGCAUUAAAAUUCUUGAAAUUUAUUAAGCGUAAUACCACUAAUUUUUCUUUUGUUCGUUGCCUCCGGACAUUUUAUUUCGCGUUAGUACAUUUAAUAUUAGAAUACGGAGUGGUAGUAUGGCAUCCUUACAUGGCUAACGAUGAAUUAAGACUUAAACGAGUCAAAAGUAAGUUUCUUUCCUAUGCCGCCCAUAUCUUCAAUAUAGUACACCCAUCAUAUGAUUACUCCUUAAUUCGUAGUAUAUUGGAAAUUUCACUACUCUCAUUACCCAGAAAAACAUUGACAAGGAAUUUAUAUCUUCACUCUUAAGAGGUACCAUAAACGCUCCUGAUCUCCUAUCAAACGUAAGUUUUCGUAUCCUUUUCUUCUUCUCCAGACAUCACUCACUCUUCCUAGUACCAGCUAAUAGUACAUCGUACGAUAAUAACCACUUCUGACACAAAAUGCUUCGUAAUUUAAAUAGCCUUAAUUUUGAUUUCAAUCAUAAGUAAUUAAAUGUACGACUAGUUGUAAUGUUUUUAUGUUUAAUUUAAUUUUUAUUCAUACAUUUUUUCUUUUUAUUUUUUUUUUUAAGGUAGUAAUAUGUCACCAUCUAAUUUGUAUUUUGUUGUCUCGGCAUUUUUUUUGCUUGUUACUGUGUAUUAUUAGUAUUUUAUUAUAAAUAAUUGUUACUUGUAAACCAAACUCAAAAUGUAAUUUUAAAAUUGCCGACUAACGUUUAUAAAUAAAUAAAAUAAAAUAAAAAUAUUUAUUAUUAUAAAUACCCAUUGUAGAUAGAAUUUGGAAAUUUGUUCAAAGUAUAUUACAUAUAAAUGUAUAUAUUAAAUAAUAUAGGUGAUUAUUACAGUUUACAUUUUUAUUAUUAUAGGUUUUAUAAUACAAUAAUAGUACGUAUGCUAAACGCACGAAAUAUCUGAGUUUCACUUUUUAUACUUUACACAAUAUAAUAAUAUCUUGAUCCACAAUUUGAGUUAUCAGAAUUCGGAAUAUGUUAUUUAUCAACGGAUAAUGGUGUGUUUAAUAUACUUAUUGGUUUCACAAUACAAACGUAAUAUUUUUAUAAUUAAAUAAAAACAUGUUUUAAUUAUGGUUUUAUUUUUUGAUGAACCUAAUAUUACCAUGGUAAUUCAUAAUUAAUAUCAUACACUUAUGACUUAUCUAUAGUUUAAUUUUUUCGAAAUGGAUCGUGCAUGCAUAUAAAUAUCUUUAAAUUAAGUGUUCUUUUAUUAUGUCGUUAACUCGUUUUACAUAAAGUGAAAAUAAAAUACAUGUAUGUAUAUGAUUUAGUAUAUAGUUCCAACAACAAUUUGUUUUUUCAGAAAAUAAUACAACGAUGCCGUGUAUUUAAUUAUUAUACGCCUAUUCCUUAAUUUUCAAAUUAAAUAAGUAAUAACCUAGGUGUAUUUUUCAAAUAUAGGUAUUGAAACGAACUACAUAAUAAUAAAAACAGAUUUUCAAACAAUACGAUUUAAAUCACGUACGAUGUUUCAAUCGAUCAUUCUCCCAUAAAAAAAAACUUGUUUUGUAUAUAAACAAAUCUAUUAAAAUUAUUUAAUGUUUAUUAUGCUGCUGAUUCGAUAUUAAAAUUCUCAUUCAUUCAUUUUUUUUUCUCCAAUAGAUACAAAUUACAGUGCCUAUUAUUUUAUUUAGUUAACGGCUUUCUGUUAUUUUUGGAUUGUAACGCUAUUAUUAUACGACACCGUGAAAAAUGCAUUAUAUGAGUUUACCUAUAACAAAAAUAAAUAAUCUCGUGGGAGAUUUUGUUUGUUUUCAUUUGGAUUAUGUUUAUUCGGUUCAAUGACCAUAAAAAGUACCUAUUUGUAUAUAAAUUGUGAAGAAUGUACGUAGAGUUAAAUAGAUAAAAAAAAAUAACCACACUGAUUAGUACGAAACAAAUUUAUUACUAUUCAAUAUUUUUAAAAACCUAGUUUGAUUAACGUUUGUGUUUUGUUUAAUUCUAAAAUAAAAGCAUAACAAAAAUGCACUUAUUUUGAAAAUAUGAUACUACUAUUUUCUAGGUGGUUGGGGAAGGAGAAGCAUAAAUAAUAUAAGUUUUUCAAUUAAAAUGUAUAAAUGUCAUUUUAUUGUAUAUUUUUUUGGAAAUUUUCUCUGGGUGGUACUUUAGAGAGGUCAUUUUUUUAAAUUCUCAUUAAUAUUCGAGAUAAUGAGGAACAUCUUGGUCUUUAAAUUAAAAAGAUUGAAAGAUUAAUACAAGGUUAUCAUUGGCAACCAUUUUUAUUUAUUUUUUGUUAUUAUUAAGUUUUUAUUAUUUUAAUAUUUUUUAUCAAUCAUUGUUGUCAUGAAAACGCGCAUUGUUUUAAUCAUUUUUCCAUAAUAUGACAUAAUACCAUACAUUGUAUUGUUGACGAAGCAACAUUAUCGACUGAACUCGAUUCAGAAUGUUUUUUCGUUAACAAUGACUUAUCGUUGCUUACAGAUAUACAUUAAAUUCCCAUCUGUAGCCUAAUUUCCCAAUUUCUUAUCUACAACAGUGGCUGCAUCCACGAGUCUAGUAUGUCUGUCCUUUUUUUACGGGAGAGUGAAACUAUUUAUAAGAAUAAAACUGGAUGUAUAUUUAUUUAUUUAUUUAUUUACGGAGAAAAAACUCCAUUUCAAAAUCAUAAAUAAAAAUAUAACAGUAGUAAAUAUAAAGUGAGCUAUAAAUAUGUGUGUACACUAUACAGUAUAAGAAUAAUUUAUAUAAAAUACAGAAUGUAAUAUGAAUAAUAAUAAUAAUUAUUAUUACAAUGAAUAUAAUAAAACAUAGUACAUAAUUUGGUUACAUAAUAAGAUUAAAUCGAAUCACAAAUUUGUUUAACAUUAUUUAUACUACAAGAAAAUAGAUCUAUAUUAGCAGAAUCGCCUAAUGAAAUAUGCUGGUGAAUUUAUUGAAUAAUUAUUUUACAAUAAUACAAGAAAAAAUACAUUACUACGGGUUUUGAGGGGAGCUAAUAACCCAAUUGUCCCACCUGGAUCCGCCAUUGAUCUAUCCAUCGACAAUAUUCACCAUUCGUAGUUCAUACGAAAAUAAAUUAAACCUUUAUACAACAAAAGCACAGUAAAGAAAUUGGAAAGUCGACAGGUAUAUUUUUUAAUAAUUUAUUUCUGUGAUGAAUACGAUACACAUUAGGUACCUAGUUACUAACUAUAUAUUAUAUUACCUGUAUGUUUUGUUGGACGUUGGACCUAUUCGGAUAUACAAUAUAAUAAUCUUUCUAUACCCGGAAUUGAUUAGGUACCUGUCUAUAUUAUUAUAAUGUCUUUGUGUAAUUAUUUUGAACCAAUCGAAAUUUUUAGUCUAUGUAUAAUAUAAUAUAUACAUCCAUAUUUCAUAUAGAGUUUAUUUUGGGGAGCACGCAUAUACAAUGUAUGGGAAUUUUAGUUUACUGAUUGAAAGUGUAACAAAACGGCGCUUCCUUUCACCCAUGAUCGACCGUAUCCAAUGUGUUAUAUAUGAGUAUUUCUAUAUGCAUUAAAUAUAAUAUUGUGUACAUAUAUGAAUCGCUAUUUUGUUUAUCGAUAGAAACGCAUAAAAAAACUAUGUAAAUAAAAAAUACAUAAAAGAAACUGAUUUUCCGUCUUAAGCAAUUAGGUGAACGUGAUUCAAAUUAUGAUUUUUGUAAAAAAAUAAAAUAACGAAUAAUCAACAUAUUUUAUUUACACCGUUACACGUAACACGUUACACGCACUGUUGAUCAAAAUCUAUACAAAUAAUGUGUGCACCUUCCUGCUGUGUAUAGGUAUUAGAGAUUUAUUUUAUAAAAUGUUUGCUGUUUAACUAAAACGUGUCUAUUAAAAUACCUAUAUUCGGUAUUAAUAAUAAACAAUUUUAGGUGAAAUAGAAAUAAGGCAAAUAUCAUUGAUAUAAUCGAAUAAUAUAAUAAAGGUAACUUUCGAUUUUCACAUUGAUUUAAAAUGUUUAGGAAUUACAAAACAAAAUUCUAACAAUAUCGUACACUAUACAAGUGUAGGGAAAUAAUACAUAUAGGUACCUAUAAUAGCAAAUGAAGAUUUUAGUAUUCAGCGUUAUUAUUAUAACAUAAGAAAUUUGAUAGGUAGAUACGAGUAACCGUGAAAUUCUAACCAAUAGGUUGAAUGAAUCAAAUUACCUAUAACGGUAUUUACCGUUGGUCGUAUAGAUUAUUAAUAUCUAAAUAAAAUUAUAAUAUGCUCAUAUAAUUUUCAGAUGAUUAUUUACAACGUACGUAUAACGGCGAAGAAAAGGUAUUCCGGGGUGAUCUAAGAGCAAACGAAUAUGGAAUAGAUUUAAUCGAUUUUGACAAUCCGGACAGUCAAAACUAUCAACAUUUUGUAUUAAAUUACACUAAUUUAAUCAAAAACAUAAUAAAUAGUAGUCCGUUAGAACAAAAAUUCGUCGAUGCCGAAGUUAUUUCUCUUGAACCGUAAGAAUAAUAAAAACUAAUUACCUACAUAUUAUAUUGUUAACCUCAUGAUCUCCGAAGUCCUACUGAUGGAAAACCCAGAUGGGUGAUUUCAGUAGGCAUAUGAUAAUGGUUCUGUUACGUGGAGAAAGGAAUUAAUUUUAUAGUUGACAAUAGGCAAUAGCAUUCUUCCGGUGGGAGUAUCAAAAUACUCUCAUGGUACCUAAUGGUCGUCUUAUCGUAAGAGACGACAAAUGAAGUUGCGACAGGUCAACAGCCAGUAUAAAAUUCUGUCAAAUAGAAUGCCUAUUAUGAGGCAUAAUAGGCUUAAGAAAUGAAAAGUAGUAAUUGAAGAAAAUGGGCUAAGGAUAAGUAGAAGUAAAAUAGUUUGGAAGAACAGAACAAGACAGCUAACGACAAUAAACGGUUAUAGGUGAGGUUGAGAGUUUUAAGUAGGUACCUACCUAAGAUCUUUUAUACAAAAGAACAGUGGCUUUUAUGAGGUUUCAUGAGGUUUUAAUUCUAUGUUUCAUAGGAUUAAGUGUUGUUGGAUAACGUGGAGGGAAGCGUCAGAUGUUUAAUGUAAUAAGAAAAUUCCAAUAAGACUUAAAAUUAAGUUCUAUAAAAAUCUAAUGGAACUAUGAUGUAUUAUAUGAUAUUGAGUAUAGCAGAAAUAAGAAUGCUUAGGUGGAUGAGUAGAGUGACGAGAGAAAAUAGGAUAAGGGAUGAAUGCAUAAGAGGUAGCUUAGGCGUGGCUUCAAUAGUAGAUAAAGUUAAAAAAAUGACUGAGAUGGAUUGAGCAUGUCAUGGAAAAAGAGUAAUCUGAAGCAAUAAGAAUUUUUAAGAAAAUAAAAGUAGGAACAAAAUAGUGGUGCGUAUUUAGGAUUUUGUCAUGGAGAGAGACAUUGAAUUUUUAAAUAUUUCGUUAUAUACAUUGUGACCGGGUUAGAAUAAAAAAAAAAAAUCCAAUUUUAAAUUUAUUUAUUUUUUGUAAAUAUUUUAUAAUUCAAUCUGUACCCUAGCGUUAACAUUGAAAUAUUAUAGUAAUUAUUAUUAUUAUUAUUUUAGUUAUACUAUUCUAAGAAUAAAGAGAAGAAGAACCUUCUUUCUAUUUAAGUUCAGAUGAGUUUCGUUUUUAAUAAAGAUAUUUAUCUAUAGGUAUUCGUAUAUCGUAUAAAUAAUAUAGCUACUAAAAAAAAUAUCAAAUGGGGAGAUAUAUUUCCCUGAUCUCCUCCCUUAAAUACGCCACUGGAGCAAAGAGAUAGAGGAAGACUGAGUAAGAUAUAGUUGGAUGCGAUUAAAAAUUAUAAAAGGACAGUCAGUGUAUGCGAGGUGGGAGAUCAGGUCAAGUGGGAGUUUAAAAUGAGAAGGGCCUAGUCUUAAUAGUUGGGAUAAAGGCGAAGGGAAAGAAGAAAAAGACUUAUAUACUAUAAUAUAUACUACUAUUGUUUGUGUAUAACAAUAAUAUGUAUGUCCAGGCGUUUUUUAUUGGAGGUAAAAUCUAAACCAUAAACCAUUCUAACUCAUACUCACUCAUAUUCACUCAUAGGUAACUUAUGGCAAAUAACUAUUAAGAUCAUUUUUUUAAAUUAGCAAGAUAGCACGUAUCAUUAAAAUUUGGUUUCAAUUUUCUCAUUAUAUUAUACUGAAUAGAUUAAAUCUAAUUGAAAAUAUAAAAGAAAUAAAAACAUGUAUAAAUACUAAAUUCAUUAUUAUAAUGUUUAAAUAAUUAAAACAUAAUUUUAGUUCAAGUCAGCGUUGAGUAUUGUCGACAUGUUUAAACUCUUCAUUGAUAUCUGUAUGAUAUAACACUGAUGAUAUAGGAAACAAUUUUUAAGUUAAAAUUAUGUUUUCAGUGAUGACGGUGUCUUGAAAGUUAAUUUUGGAUUAAGAUUUGAACCAGUAAGAUGGAGAAUGUCUGUGACUGUGGAAGAUAUACUAUCAGCGUUUCGUCGUUUAUAUCCUUCGACAAAUAUCGUCCCGGGGAGCUUGCACAUUAGACAAAUAACCAAUAAUGCUCUCAUCUCGACGAAACCAUCGACAUUGGCACCAGAAAUUACAUCUAAAACAACCGAAUUUUACUCAACCAAAUUACCCCCCAGAAGAUGCACACCCGUAAGACUGAACUUGUGUAAAUCCGUUUUGGAAUACAAUUUGACUAGCUAUCCUAAUCAUUUUGGACACAGUAAUUUGGAUGAAAUUCAUGAAGAUUUAAUAACAUUCAGGUCGGUUUAUUAGUAUGCAAUAUUGCGAAUAUUAUAUGACGAAUGUGCGACAUAAAAUUUUUGAAUUAAAGUCUUGUUUCCAUUGAAUUUAUAUUGGUUAUGAUCUUAAACAAUAGCAAUUUAAAAAAAAAAAUGUUGGGAUGAAAAAUAUUAAAAUAUUUUUUCCUCUUGCACAAUACAAUUUCUUCUUUUAACUUACAUGGUCUCAUAUCUUCCCUAAAAUAACUUCUACAGCGACUUUUCUUUUGGCCUUUCUAUUCCCUGGCUUCCAUCUAUACUUAUCUCAUGUAAUUUUUGAUUUGGGUAUGUAUCUGACUGUUUCUCCACAAGUAUAAAAUAUAAUUACUUAUAUUAGUGUAAUAAUCGGUUGGCCGUCAUUUUCCAUAGAGAUUUGGUGGACGCCGAAUGUUAUCAGAGGACGUUGGAACUGGUCUGCCAGCUCCUUCAACCGGCUUGCAUUGUCGGGCCAGACGGGGACGAGGCCGCUGUAGUGCUGCCGUGCGAACACAGUUGCCGGUUGUUCACGGCGGGCUGUGGGCACCGGAUUCCCCCUAAGCUACGUGACGGUUUCGACUGUUCUAAGCUACCCGACUACAGUAACAUCGGAGGUACGAUGUGCGCGUCCCGGCCCGGGUGCGACUACAAGCUCCGGACGUCCGGUCUGUCAAACCGGCUAUGCGACGGCGUGCUCGACUGUCAGGACAUAUCAGACGAGACGACCUGCGGCUAUUGUCCCGCUGGGUAUCUCCAUUGUAUCACCUCCAGAACGUGCGUCCCCGUCACGUCCCGAUGCGAUGGCGUGGCCGAUUGUCCGGGAGAAACGGAUGAACGCAAUUGUUGUGAGUGUACCUACAUAUAUUAGGUAUUGAAUAAUAGCUCUAACCACUGAAACCCGGGGGGAUGUACUCACAAGGGAGAAGAGAGUGCCACAUCUCUAUUUAACCUUUUUUUUUUUUAUUAAUAUUACUCAUUUAUGUUUUUAAAUUUUCUGUUAUUAGUGUCUUUUUUUUUAUUGGUGUAUUUUUUAUAUUUGGUGACAAUAUUCAACACGAAAUCAUCGUAAAUGAUGAAUAUAUUUUACACGAUGGUAUAUAUUAUGUUCUAUUACUUGUAAUUAAGAUGCAGAUGCAUAUUGUUUGGAGGAGUUGGUAUCAAGUAUUGUACUUGAAAAUAAUGUAUAAUGGUUUUAUACCUAUGACAGAUUCUCUCCCUCUACACAUAUAAAAUCAAGCAUUAUUCAAACGACUUUACAAUUUUGUUUAGUAUUGAUUUCACCAACUGCAAGGUCCAUAGACCAAACGUUACCUUUGGCCACAAUAGACGCGUAUCCGCCUGACGGUUAUGUAUUUUUCGUCGAACGAGGAAUGUCGGGCAAACUGUGCGCGGCUAAUUUUCAAACGGACAUACCAAACCCAAAAAUGAAUGCGGCCCUUCAAACAAUCGCAAUGUCGCUAUGCCGUACACUCAACUAUCAGUAAGUAUUUUUAUUCACCUAAUUUCUAUUAAUAUAAUAGUAUUUACUAUUAAGUACAAAUAUUAUAACUGUGCGGUUGUAUCGUAAGGAAUCUCACUAAUGCAGAAGUCGUCGACGAUGAAGACCAGGCGACUCAAGUUCCACCGCGGUACGUUCACGUCGUUGAUCCGUUUGCGAGUGAGAUCACUUUUAACUUGGGCACAUGCCCCAGUAAAAAAGUUUUGCACGUUGCGUGUAACGACCCAGGUAAUAUACAAUUUGCAUAGUUUUUAAAUAGUUUUUCCUGCUGUUAAAACAUAAACAUAUACAUAUAGUUUGCGGAGUACAAACGAGUAGAAGGCAAAAACACGGUGUCGACGGUCUAAACAAGAUGGCAUCCCACGGAGAUUGGCCAUGGCACGCUAUACUUUACAAAAGUGGAACUCACGUUUGUGACGGUACUCUUAUUUCUCCAGAAUGGUUACUUACCAGUGCCUCGUGUUUUCAGGGGUAAUUAAAAUAUAAUAAUGUAUAAUUAUGUAUAUAGUAGCAGUCCCACGCCCGGCGUUGCCCAUUCCAAUUCGUAAAUAUUUUAACCUUUAUUCCCGUUUUGCUUUGUCCGUAUCAGUAUAUUAAACGAAACAAAAUAGGCCGAAAGUGGGUAGUCUUACGGCAGAUAUGAAAAGUGUUCUAUUGUAUCAUACAUUAUUUCAUCCAUGUUACCAAAGAUACUCACAUAGCUUAGGGAUUAAACUAUUUAUCCACUAUAAUAACGCUAACAUUUUAAGUACUGUAGUUUUAUUACGUAUCAAAAAAUAUAAAAAGCUCUGACAUACUUCGCACGUGGGUGUAGCCACUAUUGUAAAUGGGAAAUUAAGAAAGUAGGAUAUAGACGGGAAUUUAUUAUAUAUCUAUAAGCAACGAUAAACCAUUACUAAUGAAAAACCUAUUCUGAGCGAAGUUCAGUUGAUAAUGUUACUUUUUCUCAAUUAUCUCGAAUAUUAAUGAGAAUUUCAAAAAAAAUCUUUUUAAAGUAUCACCCAGAGGACAUUUCCUUUCAGAAAAUUUUCAAUACUUAAUAAUCGGAAUAAGCUUUCUGGUAGAAAAAGUAUUCACAUAAAAAAAUAAUUAACAUCAUUGUAAAACCAAUACAUCCCUAGCUCCACUCAGAAUCUAAAAUUCAAAGAUGAUGUUUUACGUGUUUUCACAUUUCAAUCACUGAACCCACUCAAAAUAGCGCAUGUUUUUUUAUCCAUGUUACCAAAGUAGCCCAUUCUAUUUCUGGCCAAAAAUAGAUAAGUAAACAGUCAGAUAGACUCUUUAUUUUAAUUUUUUUAGUUAUUAUGGUAUUUUUAUUUCCGUUUAUUAUUUAUUCAUUUUUUUUUUAUUUCAUCCAUAUUACUAUAGUAAUUCAUAAUUCAACAAAAAUAUUUUAAUUUUAGUACCAAAAAUACCUAAAAACUUUUCAGUCCCUUCAAGUUUUAUUUAUGCGACAAAAAGUAGCCUAUGCGACUAGGCUCAACUAUCUCUAUACCAAAAUUCAUCAAAAUUUGUUCCGUAGUUUAGGAGUGAAACAUAACAUAGAGACAUUUAUAAUAUUAGUUAGGAGUUAAGAUUAGGAUAUAUAUUAUAAUAUAUAAUAUACAUAUUUUAGAACUAAUUAAAAUUACGAAUUGCAAAUAAACUGUAGAUUCAUAACAAAUAUCAGUUGUAUUAAUUCUUUGAUUUUCUUUCAUGCUAAUCACGGACCUCAAUUACAUUAUAUAAAUCAAAUUUUUUAAAACGUCUAUCUUUAUAGUUUUAAAAUUAUUCUUUUAGUCAGAGUAAAGCCGAAUGGGUGGCACGAUUAGGAGCAGUAAGGUUAAACGCUAUGUCACCAUGGCAACAAGAAAGACACAUUGUCGGAAUGGUUAAGUCUCCUGUCGAAGGAAGCACUCUAGUCUUGAUUAAACUGAGUUCACCAGUGACUUAUUCUGAUCACAUUCGGUCGGUAUGCUUAAGCGAUGAACAUACCGAAGGGCCGUAUUUACACUGUCAAACACUUGGAUGGGCGAAAAAUCGUAAGUUUUCCCUGUAAUUUUGUGAAAUAAACACAAUAAAUAUAAUAUUUUAUGAAUAUUUAGAAGUUUACCGUUUCUAAAUGUUUUAAAUUUUAGGAGAUUCUCUUCAAAGAAUUGAGGUUAAAGAAAGUUCAAUGGAAAGCUGUGCUAAUAUCAGCAUCACAACCGUUAACAGUCUAUGCUUUAAUUCGAUUUACGAUCAUAAUGAUUGUACGGAGGAAGAAUUCGCUGGCAGCCCAAUGAUGUGUCUAUCGACCAAUAAAAGGAACUGGGUUUUAGUUGGUGUAACCAAUUGGCGUAUUGCUUGUUCCGCAGAUGGUAUGAUGAGGCCUAGGCUUUAUGAUAAAGUCAAGUCAAACCAUAAAUGGAUAAAUACGGUUUUGAAAGAUGGUUAAAUAGUCUUGUACUUCUACAUUUUUUACGUUUAUAAUGCAUUAAAUGUGAUUCAUGUUAAUUUAUUGUAGCCCAAAUAAAUUGUAUAGUUAUACGCCAAUUUUAAAUUAUAUAUGUGUAUAAUAUCAAUUAGU
This is a messenger RNA of Cinara cedri, 28342 nucleotides long. The record is from the annotation of a GenBank genome assembly. Lineage: Eukaryota; Metazoa; Arthropoda; Insecta; Hemiptera; Aphididae.